Messenger RNA from Gopherus flavomarginatus (Mexican gopher tortoise), 2117 nucleotides. RefSeq names its product adenylate kinase 4 (gene AK4). The transcript has 7 exons. The coding region runs from base 504 to 1175 and encodes 223 amino acids. Gene Ontology annotation, molecular function: ATP binding; nucleoside diphosphate kinase activity; AMP kinase activity. Gene Ontology annotation, cellular component: cytoplasm; mitochondrion. The record is from RefSeq and is a predicted model, not a curated record. NCBI's taxonomy places the organism in Eukaryota, Metazoa, Chordata, Testudines, Testudinidae. Gene Ontology annotation, biological process: nucleobase-containing compound metabolic process.
GUUAAAAGGCUACGUAACUGCCAGAAAGUGUGUGUGGGGGCAGCUGCAGGGAAGGACGGGCUUUACCGAAAGCGGAAUCCUGCUGGCUGUGCUCUGACCUGAGAGCUCGGAAUUCCCAUCAAGUAUCGAUUCGGUACAGAUGAAUAGAUCAGGUUUCAGACGUGCCACGGACUUCGUUCUUUGCUCGACGUUUUGCGGGGUGAUAGACGUUCAAGCGAGAACUAAAUGUCAAACGGAGGAUUGAACGUCAUCCCCCUCCCCCCCAGAAGUCCCAGCAACGUUUAGCCGCGUCUGCCAUCGCUGGGGUGCUUAAAGAUAGCCUCAGAGCUAAGCAUAUGAAGAAUUCUGCUGUUUCACAGUGCCAUAUGUGGCCACUGCUUUAAGACAACUGCUGAAGAUAAAGGCCAAGCUGGUGGAUUAGAUCCUGAUCCAGACAGGUGUGCUGACAGAACUGUAUGUGAGGGAAGGAUCAGCGGGGAGCUCUGAGUGCGCGAGCGGCUGCGAUGGCUUCCAAACUCCUGCGAGCCGUCGUGUUGGGUCCCCCCGGCUCUGGCAAAGGGACCGUGUGCCAGAGAAUUGCCGAGAGCUUCGGGCUCCAGCACCUUUCCAGCGGGCACUUCUUGCGGCAGAACAUCAGGGCAAAGAGCGAAGUUGGUGUCUUGGCAAAGCAGUAUUUAGAGCGAGGCCUUUUGGUACCGGAUCAUGUCAUUACCAGUGUCAUGAUGAUGGAACUGGAGAAAAAGCAGUCUCAGCAUUGGCUACUUGACGGUUUUCCUAGGACACUGGUGCAAGCUGAAGCACUUGACAGACUCUGUGAACUGGAUCUAGUGAUCAAUUUAAACAUUCCAUUCGAGACGCUAAAAGAUCGUCUAAGCGCUCGUUGGAUUCAUCCAGCUAGUGGAAGAGUGUAUAAUAUGGAGUUCAACCCACCUCAUGUACAUGGGAUCGAUGACAUCACGGGUGAACCAUUAAUCCAACGGGAGGAUGAUAAACCUGAUGCUGUUGCUGCUAGGCUAAGAAAAUACAAAGAUGCUGCAAAGCCAGUAAUAGAAUUAUAUAAGAGCAGAGGUGUCCUACACUCAUUUUCUGGGACAGAGACCAACAAAAUCUGGCCUUAUGUUUACACUGUGGUUUCCAGCAAAAUCCGGCCUGUCAGUUCCAAAGAAGCUGAUUAACCAUCUUAUGUAGAGGAUCAAGAAUUUAAUAUGGUUGUUCAUUUUGUUUCUCUGUACCGUCUUGGUGCUGUGCCCAGUUAGAGGAUAGUACAAUGUCUAGAACAACUUCUUGGGUUUACUGGAGUUUACGGUUCUGGAAAUGCAGUUACAGCCAGCGUCAGGGUGGAAAAGAACUUUCUGUAAAAGGUGAAGUCUGCUGGAAUAAACUUUAGUUUUCAUGCUAUAAAGUAUUGCUGAUGUGAUCUGGGAACCCUAAUCAAUGAUGCAGAUUUAGAUAUACUCUUUGUCAAAAGCAACAAAGAAUCCCAUGGCACCUUGUAGACUAACAGACCUAUUGGAGCAUAAGCUUUCGUGGGCGAAUACCCACUUCGUCAGAUUCUCAAACUUCAUAUGCGUGUGACAAAGUGGGUAUUCACUCAAGAAGGCUUAUGCUGCGAUACGUCUGUUAGUCUAUAAGGUGCCACGGGACUCUUUGUCGCUUUUUACAGAUCCAGACUAACACGGCUACCCGUCUGAUAUUCUUUGUCAAGUCUCUCUAACCUGUCACGGUUCCCUCCCACCUACUCCCAAAUCCAUGUACAUAUGCAACAUACUGCUCCAUUGCUCCACAACACCCUUUUCCUUGCGAAAGCUCUGCAUAGCAACUUUUUUUAUUUUCUCUGAGAAAUAAAAACCCUAAAUGCAGGCUUUGACCCCAUGGGGAAUCAGUGAGUAACGUGGAAAAUAUUUACACUGAAAAGCUCAAAUGUGAAGACAACAUUUCCAGUAUUAAUAAACAUAGAAAAAGAAAAAAUCCUGAAGGUUAAAUAUAUAUUUGUGCUGUCCGCCAAAAAAAAAAAUGCUGCUAUAUGAUCUAGUUUUCACUAAGUGGUAUGAUAUAUGCCAACCAAUAGACCAGGAAACUGAGUAGGCCUAAGUUUGUCCGUGAGAAAUGAGUUGCAC